Mauremys mutica (yellowpond turtle) is the source of this 7098-nucleotide messenger RNA. It is a transcript of the gene WDR19, whose product is annotated as WD repeat domain 19. Gene Ontology annotation, cellular component: intraciliary transport particle A; cilium. Gene Ontology annotation, biological process: cilium assembly; intraciliary retrograde transport. NCBI's taxonomy places the organism in Eukaryota, Metazoa, Chordata, Testudines, Geoemydidae. Gene Ontology annotation, molecular function: protein binding. The record is from RefSeq and is a predicted model, not a curated record. Bases 126 to 4163 code for a protein of 1345 amino acids. The transcript is spliced from 37 exons.
CCCCCGCCCCCCAGAUCUCCUGGGUGACAGGGACGCUGUUAGCCGGAGGGAUCGCGCUCCCCCCGCCCUCGGAGUGGCAGCGCAUGCGCACAUGAAAUAUUGACUCGGGAGGCCCUGGCGAGAAGAUGAAGCGAGUAUUUACUCUAUUAGAAAAGGCUUUGCUUGGUUCCCCUGUGCAGUUCAUCUGGCAGAAAACUUUAGGAAACUUCCUUGCUGUGACAGGAGCUGAUCACACUGUAAAAAUCUUUGAUCGUCAUGGUCAGAAGAGAAAUGAAAUUAACUUACCCAGCAACUGUGUUGCUAUGGACUGGGAUAAAGAUGGAGACACCUUAGCCAUAAUUGCUGACAAAUCUAGUACCAUUUAUCUGUGGGAUGCCAACACAAACAAAACAAGCCAGGUGGACAGUGGCAUGAGAGACCCAAUGUCUUUCUUGCUUUGGUCCAAAGUUGGAGCCUUACUUGCAGUUGGAACAACUAAGGGAAACUUGCUUAUUUAUAACCGACAGACUUCUCGCAAGAUUCCUGUCCUUGGUAAACACACCAAGCGGAUCACUUGUGGUUGCUGGAGUACUGAAAAUCUGCUGGCACUAGGUAGUGAAGACAAAAUGAUAACUAUUAGCAAUCAGGAAGGAGAUACUAUAAGACAGACUUCAGUGAGAUCGGAUCCCAGUGAUAUGCAGUUCUCAGUGAUGAAGACUGAUGAAAGAAUAUCAACCAAGGAAAGCACAGUAAGUGUGGUGGUUGGCAAGAAAACAUUGUUUCUUUUUAAUUUGAAUGAUCCUGAUAACCCAAUUGAUCUGGAAUUCCAGCAGCGCUAUGGCAACAUUGUAACCUAUAGAUGGUAUGGUGAUGGCUACAUCAUGAUUGGCUUCUCACGUGGCUGCUUUGUUGUUAUUUCUACACACAUUCGUGAGAUUGGUCAAGAGAUUUUUCAAGCUCGCAAUCAUAAGGAUAACCUAACCAGCAUUGCAAUAUCACAGUCACUAAACAAAGCUGCAUCAUGUGGAGACAACUGCAUUAAGAUUCAUGACCUGUCAGAACUGAAAGAAAUGUAUGCUAUAAUAAACCUGGAUGAUGAAAAUAAAGGUCUAGAUCACCUGGCUUGGACAGAUGAUGGGCAGUUGUUGGCAGUGUCUACACAAAGGGGCUCACUCCACGUCUUCUUAACAAAGCUUCCAAUCCUUGGAGAUGCUUGCGGCACACGGAUAGCAUACCUCACUUCUCUUCUUGAAGUUACUGUGGCCAAUCAUGUUGAAGCAGAGCUACCAAUCACAGUUUCUGUUGAAGUGGAGCCAAACUUUGUUGCUGUAGGUCUUUAUCAUUUGGCUGUAGGAAUGAAUAAUCGUGCUUGGUUUUAUGUACUUGGAGAGAAUAGUGUAAAAAAGCUUAAAGACAUGGAGUAUCUGGGGACAGUAACCAGUAUAUAUCUUAAUUCUGACUAUGCUGCUGCACUCUUUGAGGGUAAAGUCCAGUUGCAUAUGAUAGAAGGUGAAGGUUUAGAUGCUCAGGAAGAACGAGAGACUCGACUUUUCCCAGCGAUGGAUGAUAAAUGUCGAAUCUUGUGCCAUGCUCUUACUGGUGAUUUCCUCAUCUAUGGUACAGAUACAGGUGUUAUUCACUAUUUCUACAUUGAAGACUGGCAAUACGUGAAUGAAUAUCGGCAUCCUGUCAGUGUGAGAAAAAUCUUUCCAGACCCCAAUGGAACCAGAUUGGUUUUUAUUGAUGACAAAAGUGAUGGCUUUGUGUAUUGCCCAGUAAAUGAUGGUGUGCAUGAGAUCCCAAAUUUUCCACCAACCAUUAAAGGCAUUCUGUGGGAAAAUUGGCCAAUAGAUAAAGGUGUAUUUGCUGCUUACGAUGAUGAUAAAGUGUAUACUUAUGUCUUCCAUAAGGAUACCAUACAAGGGUCCAAGGUUAUUUUGGCAGGUGGCACCAAGGUUCCCUUUUCCCACAAACCAUUGCUUUUGUAUAAUGGAGAAUUAACCUGUCAGACUCAGAGUGGGAAAACAAACAAUAUCUAUCUUAGUACUCAUAGUUUCCUUGGCAUUUUGAAAGACACCGGAUUUAAUGAGCUGAAACAAAUACUUACUCAGACUUUAAUGCUGAAAAGGUUUUCUGAAGCAUGGGAGGUAUGCAAACUUCUGAAUGAUCAAUCAGGUUGGAAUGAGCUGGCCAGAGCUUGCCUACAUCACAUGGAAUUGGAGUUUGCAAUACGUGUUUAUCGGACAAUUGGAAAUGUUGGGAUGGUGAUGUCACUAGAGCAAAUAAAGGGAAUAGAAGACCACAACCUCUUAGCUGGACAUCUUGCCAUGUUUACUAAUGACUUUAAUCUGGCUCAGGAUUUAUAUCUGGCAUCCACAUGUCCUGUUGCUGCACUUGAGAUGAGAAGAGAUUUGCAGCACUGGGACAGCGCACUGCAGCUGGCUAAGCGUUUGGCCCCAGACCAGAUCCCAUUCAUAUCAAGGGAGUAUGCUAUGCAGCUUGAAUUCACGGGUGAUUAUGUGAAUGCUUUGGCGCACUAUGAGAAGGGAAUCACAAAGGACAAUAAGUACCAGGAACAUGAUGAAGCUUGCCUAGCUGGAGUGGCUCAGAUGUCCAUUCGAAUGGGAGACAUUCGUCGAGGGGUUAAUCAAGCCAUUAAACAUCCUAGCAGGCUACUAAAGAGAGAUUGUGGAGCCAUUCUGGAGAGUAUGAAGCAAUUUUCAGAAGCCGCCCAGCUAUAUGAAAAGGGGCAAUAUUACGACAAGGCAGCAUCAGUAUAUAUCCGCUGUAAAAACUGGGCAAAGGUUGGUGAGCUUCUCCCUUGUGUAUUAUCUCCAAAGAUUCACCUCCAGUACGCCAAGGCAAAAGAAGCAGAUGGCAGAUAUAAGGAAGCGGUUGUGGCUUAUGAGAAUGCCAAACAAUGGGACAAUGUAAUCCGGCUAUAUUUGGAUCAUCUUAACAAUCCUGAAAAAGCUGUUAGUAUUGUCAGGGAAACACAGUCUCUCGAUGGAGCCAAGAUGGUAGCCAGAUUCUUUCUGCAGUUGGGUGACUACGGUUCUGCCAUCCAGUUUCUGGUUAUGUCUAAGUGUAAUAAUGAAGCUUUCACACUGGCCCAACAGCACAAUAAGAUGGAGAUUUAUGCUGACAUCAUUGGUUCUGAGAAUACUACCAAUGAAGACUAUCAGAGUAUUGCACUAUACUUCGAAGGAGAAAAAAAACAUUUUCAGGCGGGCAAGUUCUUUUUGCUGUGCGGUCAGUAUGCCCGGGCACUAAAACACUUUCUGAAAAGUCCAACCACAGAAGAUAACAUGGCUAUAGAAAUGGCUAUUGAAACAGUGGGACAGGCAAAAGAUGAAGCACUAACCAAUCAGCUGAUAGACUACCUUAUGGGGGAGAGUGAUGGCAUGCCCAAGGACGCCAAGUAUCUGUUCCGCUUGUACAUGGCACUAAAGCAAUACAGAGAAGCUGCCCGAACUGCCAUAAUAAUUGCCAGGGAGGAGCAGUCUGCAGGAAACUACCGAAAUGCACAUGAUGUUCUUUUUAGUAUGUAUUCAGAACUCAAAACCCAGAAAAUUAAAAUUCCUUCUGAGAUGGCUACAAAUCUUAUGAUUCUACACAGCUAUAUUUUAGUAAAGACUCAUGUUAAACGUGGAGAUCACAUGAAGGGUGCACGCAUGCUUAUUCGUGUAGCCAACAACAUCAGCAAGUUCCCAUCACACAUUGUCCCAAUCCUGACGUCAACAGUGAUUGAGUGUCAUAGAGCAGGAUUGAAAAACUCAGCUUUCAGUUUUGCUGCUAUGUUAAUGAGACCGGAGUACCGCAAUAAAAUAGAUCUUAAAUACAAAAAGAAGAUCGAAGCAAUGGUCAGACGACCAGACACAUCUGAGGCAGAAGAGCCAACUACACCAUGCCCAUACUGUGAAUUCCUGCUCCCGGAGUGUGAACUCCUCUGCCCUGGAUGUAAAAACAAUCUCCCAUAUUGCAUUGCAACUGGUCGGCAUAUGGUAAAAAAUGAUUGGACAGCCUGUCCAAAUUGUGACUUCCCUGCCCUGCACUCAGAGUUCAAAAAUAUGUUGCAGAGUGAAAAUAUAUGUCCAAUGUGUUCAGAAAGAGUUAGCAUUGUCCAUCUUAAGAAGAUGGCUGACUGCACACCAUACCUCAACCCAGAAGAAAUGGAACAGUGAAUUUAUUCAAGUAAAACAGACAACACUUGCUGAAAAGAUCGCUUCCAUUCUGGGACUUAAACCUGAUUCCAGACUUCUACAGUUGCUUGCACUCUAUAAAAGAGCCUACAUGAAGCUGAGCAGUGCGAACACCCGAAGUUCUACAAAUUGAGAAACCUGGAAACAGCCAGAAAAAUAGAUAUUAAUUGCAUAGUCACCAUGUUUGUCCUCAGAAGUAUUCUUGUGCCAGUUUUGGAGCCAUCGUAACAACUUAUUGGCACAGCUUUGAUCCCCUUGCUGUCCAAUUACUGUUUUAAGAGAUGUGGGCUUAUAUUUAUCAACCCACAGCAACCCCUCUGCUCUGCCUUUGCUUAUCUCAGGAACCCAACUCUCUUCAGCCUUUGGGGCAUGCUGCUUCUCCACAGCUUGCUGUUUGAAGUCCAGACCUUUCUGAGCUGCAGUAGUUUCUUUUUUUAUAGAUCUGAAGGUGCCUCCUUUUUCAAGAGUGGAGUUGCUUUUUUUAGGGUCAGUUUCUUUCUUAGCUGGGCUAAUUUUUCUUUUUUCAGGCUCCGUUUUCUGUGGGGUCUUGUCCCAUUUUGACUUUGCUUUUUUUGCCUUAAAAGACAGAAGGGUGAAAGUAUAAAGGGAAAAUAAAACACACACAGCUAGAGAGCCUUCGGAAGGGUCACAACUUAUAUAACUAGAGCUAAUUAGAAUUUUCCCCACCCCCUUUUAAAAUAUUCAGCAAAAAAAUUAAAACUUCAAUUUGGAAAUAACACUGCAGUGCCUCAUGGGACUAGUAGUCAGGUCACUCUUAUUAUUCACCAUGGUCUCCUUAUUGCUGAGCCAUUACGGUGUAUCAUGGAGUCCCUGCUCACGGAACUUUGUGGGAGAUGUAGUUUGAGGCUGGGGAAUGCAGCCCAUGGAAGAGAAAAGGGCAACAAACUACAACUCCCAUGAGGCACUAUGGUGGUAUUUCAAAAUUUAAAUUGUUUUUUGAACAAAAAGUCAAAAUUGCCUGUGGAAAACAGAGCUAAAUUUUUCAUGGAAAGUAUGAGUCAAAAGCCCAAAUUUCCAUCAAAAACCAUUUUGGAGCUCUGUGACACCUCCAAAGAAACACACAGUUCCAAACUUAGUUAAGUAUGAUGAUGGCAAGCCCAUGAGUGGAUUACAACAGGAACACAAAAUGUCUCAGCUUUAGACUGAUAUCAAAUAAAAAAAUAGAUACAAUCAUUUCAUUUCAGCUGCUAGUCACAUGAGAAAUAGUAAGACUGUCUACAUUCAGUCUGGAAACCAUGGUAGUACCUCUAGAAAACUUAAUACUGUUUACCUAGUCAUUGUAGACUGAGCUUAACCACACCUUAAAAUAAAUUUUAUAGCAUUCAUCAACAUUAGUUUAUUUAGAUUAAGAUUACUUAAUGUUUGCACAGAAGAGUGACAAUGUAACAGCACUACAUAAAUGCUAAAUUUAUCAUAUGCCAUUUGCACUUAAUUACCCUACAUUUGCAAUAGGAUCUCAGAUUUGAAUUAUGGCCUUGAUAUCGUACAGUAUCAAUCAUCUUCAAUUAGAUGGCAACACGUGUAAAAUAAUUGUGUAGAUUUGCUAGAGCUAUUACAUUUUAAAGGAUAAACAAUUAGUAAAAUUUAUGACAUGUAUUUGAUUUCCCCUGAAUAUACUCAUUCCUCAGAUAGGCAGCUGCACUAGAGGGAGUGUGAGAGUGUAUUAAAUAGGUUAAAAAAAUUAAUCUGAUAAAACCAAAGCAAAAGUGAAUAAAAGGAAAUCAUCUUUUCCACAAUGCAAAACUUGUAUUUUCUCCCAAAGAGAAGUCAGAGUGAUGGAAGCGUGUGACUACAUAAAGCCAGUCAAACUGCUGACGGAUGGACAGGCAGACAAACACACCCACACACCCACACCCACACACCAUAUUAGCUGACAGUGCUUUAAGAAAUAAAUUAAGUUUAUUUUGUACAAACCUCUGCUUCCGCUGCUAUUUCAUAUUUGGACUUUUUGCCUGGCAUAGUUCGAAUCAGAUCAAAUAGGCCAUCCUCGUGAAUAAUUUUUGUCCCUAAUGUUGAUGCCUAGACCAGAAAGAAUAAUUAAGAUUAGCUCAAUUACACUUAAACUGCUUUACAGAAGUAAUUAUGUAUGUAAUUAUUAAGUUUGGAAACAUAAGCAAUGUUAAAAAGCUGUAUAAUAGGUGUCUAUUCACAUUAGAGUUACAAUUUUAACAACAAAAUACCAAACAUAUAGCCUAUAAUUGACACAAAUGAGACAGUAGGGGGAGUUUAGGGUAUGUGUGGUUGUUUCUAGCAGUAAUAUAAACAAAAACAUUGUAUAUUACAGUAAGAUAUUUAAAUGAUUUAUAGUCAGAUUAUAGAAUGGUGACAUUUGAAAAAAAAUUACCUGAAACUAAUUUACAGACCUGGAAGGAUUUUUUAAUUUUAAGUUUUCCUAGAAAUUAACUUUUGAAUAUCCAUUCCAAGUAUCAAUAAGACAAUUCAGAGAACAAUCUGAUGGGGCGGAUUAAUUUACACCUUCAGAUUCAUUUCUCGUCUGACCACACACCUUCAGUGUACAUUAAUCAGAACUAUCCUAGACUCAUGUCUUAUUGCUCAUUGAAUGUCUUUAGUACUGAUUGUAAAGAUACUUAUUCAUGUCUGAAUUCUUUAAUAUUAAUGCUGUGUUGUUUGUACAUUUGUUUUACGUAAAUUAACAGAAGCACCACUGUAAUUUAGCACUGCUGUCAACUUUGGGCCUAUUUCUGGUCUCACAUAUAGAAGAGUGCACUACAUCAGAUAUACUGUCUGUACAUAUGUGAGUAUGGCUGAGCCCUCAAAACUACUGUAAAAAUUGACGUUACUAGUAGAAAAAAUAAGGAAGUCGGUGUUACCUUUAAGUCAUAACUGAGGCACUAUCUAUUAAUAAACACCAUUUUCUCUUUUCUAAAAGUUACUU